This is a messenger RNA of Ruditapes philippinarum (Manila clam), 363 nucleotides long. RefSeq lists its product as uncharacterized. The coding region runs from base 1 to 363 and encodes 120 amino acids. The record is from RefSeq and is a predicted model, not a curated record. Lineage: Eukaryota; Metazoa; Mollusca; Bivalvia; Venerida; Veneridae. The transcript is spliced from 3 exons.
AUGGCUCUUCGUUUAUCUAUUUGUAUGUUAACUGGAGUAUUUUCUCGUGUUUUUGCCGGAAUUAACAUGCAAUAUAUCUUAUAUUCGAGUCUGAGUGGGUACACGUGUCCUGAUAACCGAACAUUAUUUGACAGAAUGGGUGUACGAAGUGAGAUUAUUUGUGCCGCUAAAUGCACGGAGACUCGAACCUGCUUCGGUGUGUUCCAUAGACGCCAGGACAUGCGCUGUAUUGGAUGUGAAGACAAAUUUCUCAGAAGUGAAACCACACCAUUGUUGAACGGUACACGAUACUACAGGCGUAAAACCUACAAACUGAUAGAUAAGAAACUAACUUGGAGCAAGUCGAAGGUUGUAAAUCGUUAA